GUCAUAAGCCAACAAUGGAAGUAGAGCGAGUCCUCCGUAUGAAUGAUGGAACUGGAAAGACUAGCUAUGCAAAUAAUUCACGUCUUGCGAGAGCCGUGAUAGCCAAAGCAAAGCCUGUACUGGAGGAAAACAUCAAGGAGGUGUAUGCCGGCAACAUGUUUCCUGAGUGUUUGAAGGUAGCAGACUUAGGAUGUUCUUCUGGUCCCAACACACUUAUUGUCGUUUCUCAGAUGUUGGAUGCUAUCGCCACCACUUGCACCCUCUUGAAUCGUAGGCCACCAGCAUUGCAAGUGUUCCUUAAUGAUCUUCCUGGAAAUGACUUCAACACUCUUUUCAAGUCAUUGCCAAGCUUUUAUGAGGAGGUGAAGAAGGAGAAGGGAGGAAGAUUUGGGGCAUGUUUCAUUGUUGGCGCGCCUGGGUCUUUCUAUCGCAAUCUCUUCCCUAACAAUACCAUGCAUUUUGUUCAUUCUUCUUAUAGUCUCCAUUGGCUUUCUCGGGUUCCCAAAGAACUGGAAACGGGUCAAGUAUUGAACAAGGGGAAUAUAUGCAUAGCAAAGACAAGCCCUCCUGGAGUUUUCAAAGCAUAUUUUGAGCAAUUUGAAAGAGACUUCACGUUGUUCUUGAGGUGGCGUUCAGAAGAGAUAGUCCCAGGGGUGGCAUGGUCCUAA
Vitis riparia (riverbank grape) is the source of this 668-nucleotide messenger RNA. Its product is annotated as 7-methylxanthosine synthase 1-like. The record is from RefSeq and is a predicted model, not a curated record. Gene Ontology annotation, molecular function: S-adenosylmethionine-dependent methyltransferase activity. Gene Ontology annotation, biological process: methylation. The coding region runs from base 15 to 668 and encodes 217 amino acids. The transcript has 3 exons. NCBI's taxonomy places the organism in Eukaryota, Viridiplantae, Streptophyta, Magnoliopsida, Vitales, Vitaceae.